AUGAAGGUCACCAACAUUGCCCUCGCCGGCGCUACUCUCGGUCUUGCCAGUGCCACCCCUGUUGUGAAGCGCGGCAUCAGUGACGCCGACAUCCUCAACUAUGCUCUGACCCUUGAGCACCUCGAGGCCACCUUCUAUGCGGAGGGUCUCAAGAACUACACCCAGGCAGACUUCGUCAAGGCCGGCAUGGCCGACCCCUUCUAUGCCAACAUUCAGGAGGUUGCUUCUGAUGAGAAGUCCCACGUGGAUUUCCUGACUUCUGCUCUGAAGGCUGCCGGUGCCUCUCCUGUCGCCGCUUGCACUUACAACUUCCCAUCCACCGAUGUGAACAGCUUCCUGGCUCUCGCCAGCGUUCUCGAGGGUGUCGGUGUCAGCGCCUACCUCGGAGCCGCCGCCUCCAUCAUGAACGAUACCUACCUCACAGCCGCCGGCAGCAUCCUCACCGUGGAAGCCCGCCACAGCGCCUACCUGCGCGCCUCCCUCGGCGAGAAGCCCUAUGCCCAGGCCUUCGACAACCCCCUGGACUUCAACGAGGUCUACACCGUCGCCUCGCCCUUCAUUGUCUCCUGCCCCAGCAGCAAUGGAGCCCUCCCCGUCAAGGCCUUCCCCGCUCUGACCAUGAGCGACAUGAGCGCCGUGAUGACCGGCUCCAAGGUCAACCUCAUGGCCGGCACCGGCUUCGACAUGAGCGCGACUGACAUCAACGCCGCCUUCAUCACCGUCACCGGUCCCAUCUGGGCACCCCUUGAGUCGAUGGGUGACGGCAAGUUCACCGUCACCGUCCCUCAGGGCGUUGCCGGACAGAGCUACGUCGUUCUCACCAAGGGCAACAAGAUGGCCACUGAUGACAACAUUGUUGCUGGUCCCGCUAUUGUUGAGGUUGGAAAGAAGGGUGCCAAGGGUAAUAUGAUGGGUAUGGGUAUGGGUAAUGGUAUGGGCAAGAAGAACAUGACUAUGUCCAUGUCCACCCCUUCUUCCACUUCUUCCAUGCCCUGGAGCAGCACUUCUGCCACCGCUGCGGCUUCUUCUUCUCCUGUCUUCAACGGUGCGAAGCAGAUGUCGGGUAGCAUUAUUGGUGUUGUUGGAGCUGGUGUUUUUGCUGCUGCUCUUAUGUGA
Molecule: messenger RNA, 1116 nt
Organism: Penicillium nucicola
Lineage: Eukaryota; Fungi; Ascomycota; Eurotiomycetes; Eurotiales; Aspergillaceae
Product: ferritin-like domain-containing protein
Exons: 5
Coding region: 1-1116 (371 amino acids)
Source: RefSeq, a predicted model, not a curated record